AUGACAGCCCUCCAUGCCUACUUCCACCAACGCAACCAGCAGGCCUUCCAGCGCCUGCUAGACCCCGCCCGCAACGGCUCUCAAGCCAGCGGAGGCGGUCCAAGCACGAGCGGCGGCAAGUCCUGGUCGCGCCCCAGUCCGCUAAGUGCCGCGGCUUCAGCUUCAACAUGCGAUGUCAACGCGCGCGACGGCCUCAGCCGCACAGUCCUCCACCUCGCCGCCUCGUCCUCCGACCCGUCCGCACCGGAGUUCGUGCGGCUGCUUCUUGGCCACCCCGGGAUCAACGUCAACAUCGCCGAUACUGAGAGCCAUUGGACACCACUCCAUCGCGCAUUGUAUAACGGGAAUUUGGCCGCCGCGCAGCUCCUCCUUCAGCGGUCCGACAUCGACGUGUCCGCGCGCGAUAUCGAAGGCUACACCCCGUUCGACCUCUACAACUCCACCAUCGAGGAAACGAUCCCGGACCACGACUUCCUCGACUUCAAGCCGCCGAAGGACCUCUUCACAUGGGGCUCGAACAGGAACGCCGCCCUCGGUGUCGGCGAUGGAGACGAUAGGGCCUUCCCAGAAUUAGUUUCUCUGCGCGUGGUGGCCGUUGACGCGAAGGAGCACGUCGACACCAGGUUCACGCCCAUCCGCGUCCGACAGGUGGCAAUGUCCAGGCUGCAUACAGUCAUCGUGACCGACGAACCACGAGGAAAUCUUCGUGUAUGCGGGUUUGGGAGCGGGGGACGCCUCGGACCGGGACAACACACGCAGUUCACUCCCAUCCCCAUCCCCGGCUUUAAUCAGACCGUUGAAUCGGUCGCGGUGGGUCAAGACCACACUCUCGUUCUUACCACCACUGGAGAGGUCUAUAGCUGGGGGCUGAAUCGAUUCUCUCAGCUCGGAUAUGUCAUCGAAACGGCCACAGGAGCGCGCCCCGAAGAACCCAUCCAAACUACUCCACGCAAGAUAGCCGGUGCCAUCAAGAACCAAGAGACGGCAUCGGCUUGUUGGUCGAGAUACCAUGUUUACGCUUGGGGCACUAACAACGGGCAAUUGGGCUUUGACAAAAAUGUGCAACCUGUACAAUCCGCUCCUCGUGUCGUAACCAAAGUCGCCCGACCCGUGCUCUCCGUAUCUAUCACGGACAACGCAAUGGCAUGUCUUCUUGACACCCAGGAAGUCUUUGUAUGUGGAAUAACGGAUGCUUCAAACUUCCCGGCGUACUCGUUUCCCUCUGAGUUCACGGCAAGCAGCGCAAGCAUUGACAAGAUCACCAGCUGCGAGGAUGCUUUCGCGGCUCUCUCUUCAAGCGGCGAAUUGUUCACAUUCCACUUGCAUUCGCCCCCGGAAGGGUCUUCAACAUCCACGAAGGCUCGAUUCAACGUGCAGCCUCAGCGGGUGUGGGCUCUACGGAAGCGAUUCAGUGCCGUCAGGGACGUUGCCAUUGGCAUGGACGGCUCUAUCAUCAUUUGCACAGAGUCCGGCCACGUUUUCGUACGCUCUCGCAAUCUCAAGGCAGGUCAAGGCGCUUCAGUGAAGACGUUCAAGUUCCAGCGUGUUCCGCAUGUCCAGCGGAUCACACAAGUCUCCGCCAACGCCACGGGGGCGUUCGCUGCUUUGCGGUAUGACUGGCGGAUGGAUGAAGUAUCCGUCUAUGGCAACCUCUUCCCCCAAGAUCUCGCGGUCGUUCAGCCAUACCUCCGCAUGAACCUUGUGCAGUAUUCUCCUGUCGGAGCGGACGUCGGUCAGAUCCGGUCGCUAUGUUCCGUCAUUGUCGGUCUCAAGGCCGCGCGCAAAGCUACCGAGGGAGCGAAGACUCCGGACUUCGAUGCAAUGCCCCUCGAUGCGGAUCUCAUCGUUCACGUUCAGUCCACCGGAAUCAACCUCCCUGCACACCGUGUCAUCUUAGCCGCUCGGUCUUCCCAAUUACAUCAGGCUCUAUCCGAAGGCAAAACGUUUGGUGAUCAUGGUAUCUCCGUGCAGGGACAUGUGCCCAAACCCAAGACGACAAAGACGCCGAAGCUCACCUUUGGGGGCUGCCACCCGCUGACGGUUCUCAUCCUCCUCGUCUUCCUGUACACCGAUGAGCCGUUGGCGGUCUGGGAUCCUCGUAUCACGACAGUGAACCCCACGCAGAUCAAGGCUGAGCUGCAGUCCCUCGCUUCGGUGCUCGGCCUCACUUCGCUCUCGGACGUCCUCGGGGCUCCAGUCAAGAGAGCCGUGAAGCCGACCCUCGUUCGUGAUAUGCAGCAACUCUUCUCCAGCAGCCAAGACCAGACAUCAGGCAUCGGAGCGCGAGCCCAGCGGCCACUUGCGCCCGACGUCGUUUUGCAACUCGCGGACCGGGAUGUGUCAUGCCACUCUGUCAUCCUUCGAGCGCGGUCACCCUUCUUCACUGCUUUCUUCAACGACCACGACUGGACGCGUAACCGAUGGACUCCAGAAGGCUCUCUGCUGGUCAACUUGAAGCAUAUGAAGUGGCGCGCGGUAGAACCGGCUCUCAAGUACAUCCUAUGUGGGAAUGACAAGGAGAUCUUCAGCGUGGUGGAGGAUGUACGCUCGGCAGACGAGCUGAUCGACUUCAUGUUUGAGGUCAUGGCUGUUGCGGCUGAGUUGCACAUCGACCGCCUUAUGUUAAUAUGCUCCUGGGUGAUCAUGAAGCGCGUUUCGAUCAACAAUGUCUCUUCUGUUUUGACUGACGCGACACACUACCACGCUGAUGCACUGGUCGAACUCGUGCAAGAGUACAUGUCGAUCAACAUGGAAGUCUUUUUGGCGAAUCAUAUGCUCGACGACCUUACCUCAGACCUUGUCAAGCAGCUUUCCGCGUUCAAGUACCCAAUAACUCGUUCAACACACAUCGUCGACAAGGCAAUGGAGACAUGGGGAAAUUGGCUUGCCCUUCAGGACAUCCCUCAGCCCAUCCUCUCUCCCCCCGGCACCGGCAAGCGUCAGACGCGGCGUUCGGAUGCGUCUGCGCCCAACAGUCCCAUUCUGCGCCCCACGUUCAGCACGCGCCCCCAAAUGUUCAUGAUGGACGAUCCCGAGCCUUCUCGGCAACCCAGCGGCAGCGAGUCUCCCGCACGGCCUCUCGUCGGCUGGCGCACCAUCUCUGCUCCCAAGACGGACAUGAAGACGAUCAUUGCGGAGGCUUCGACGAGCAAGAUCGGGGGAUCACCAGGUCGCGCCCCCGCCGGCAUGUCUGCUCGCUCUUCCGAGCCGUUCCCGCCUGGCACCCCUCCCAGACCAUCCAUGGACUCGCCAAGCAAAACCGCGGGGGCCACUCCACGCACUCCCUCCGGUUCGUGGAGGAUCCCACAACAAGCCGGAGUCCACACGCCCCCAAGCGGCUCUCCCGCCGCGUCGUCAUCGAUCGCGUUCCCCGGUCGGGACGGACGAACGCCGUCCAGCGGCCCCAGCGCCGUGCCCGGUCCUUCAGGCAUCGCGCAGGGCUCCGCCGUUCGGCCCCCAGCCCCGCAGCAGCCCUCGCCGCGGAAACCCCCUGCCCCCGGCCUCGGCCCUGUCUUCACGCCCACGAAGCAGGCCGGCGCUGGCGCCUCUUCCAUCCGUCGCGUCUCGAGCGGCAGCGUGUGGACCCCACCGCCCGUGCAGCCGGUCGUGCAGCCGUCGGCGCCGUCGCCCAGCGCGUCGACGAUGUCCUUCGCGGCCAUCCAGCGCGCGCAGGAGGCGCAGAACGCGCCGGCGCAGGCGAAGGACAAGCGCUCGCUCGUCCAGAUCCAGGAGGAGGAGCAGGCGCGGCGGGUCGAGGAGGACUUCCUGCGCUGGUGGACGGAGGAGGAGGAGCGGCUGCGCGAGGAGGAGCGCGCGACCGCGGCGCUGCUCACCGGGGAGGGAGGGACGGGGGAGCAGCCACAGAGGCCGAAGAAGUCGAGGAAGGGCAAGGCGGUCGCCGGAGCUGCCCCUGCGGCGCCGGGCGGGAAGGGAGAGGACAACAGACCGCCGCGGAAGGCGGCGCUGGUGCAGGACGGCGCGCAAGGCCAGGCCCAGGGAGGAAAGUCGCGCCGGCGCAAGCCUGCCCAUGCGCACGGGAAGGACGACGUUCAUAUACGCAAGGAGGAGGACCACGCGCAAUCUUGA
Messenger RNA from Epithele typhae, 4086 nucleotides. RefSeq lists its product as uncharacterized. The transcript has 16 exons. The coding region runs from base 1 to 4086 and encodes 1361 amino acids. Lineage: Eukaryota; Fungi; Basidiomycota; Agaricomycetes; Polyporales; Epitheliaceae. Gene Ontology annotation, molecular function: protein binding. The record is from RefSeq and is a predicted model, not a curated record.